Camellia sinensis is the source of this 1669-nucleotide messenger RNA. RefSeq names its product delta(12)-fatty-acid desaturase FAD2. Gene Ontology annotation, molecular function: oxidoreductase activity, acting on paired donors, with oxidation of a pair of donors resulting in the reduction of molecular oxygen to two molecules of water. The record is from RefSeq and is a predicted model, not a curated record. NCBI's taxonomy places the organism in Eukaryota, Viridiplantae, Streptophyta, Magnoliopsida, Ericales, Theaceae. Gene Ontology annotation, biological process: lipid metabolic process.
CAGAGACCGACCGCUCUUAAAUACAGGACAGGGCUUCUUGUCAAGAAUGCCAACCAGAAGCUCAGAAACACAUACACAUAACAGAGAAGAGAGAAGAAAAAACUCUCCUCUCAAGUGCUUUCAGGCUAGGAGAGAGAGAGAAAGAGGCUCGCUUCAAUCUUCAUUCCUGAUCACAACUGGCUGAGUGCUGGUGGACGAAUGCCUGUCCCAGCAACCAAACAUGAACAGCAGAUUACCCCCCACAGGGCCCCUCACUCAAAGCCACCAUUCACUCUCGGUGAAAUCAAGAAAGCCAUCCCACCCCACUGCUUUGAACGUUCUCUCCUCCGCUCAUUCUCCUACAUUGUUUAUGACUUCUCUCUCGUCUUUCUUUUCUACUACGUCACCACCUCUUACAUCCACCUCCUUCCACAGCACUUCCGUUAUCUUGUGUGGCCCAUCUACUGGGCACUUCAAGGUUGUGUCCUCACUGGUGUGUGGGUCAUUGCUCAUGAAUGUGGUCACCAUGCAUUCAGUGAUUACCAAUGGGUCGAUGACACGGUUGGUCUCAUCCUUCACUCCACCCUUUUAGUUCCCUACUUCUCAUGGAAAUACAGUCACCGCCGUCACCACUCCAACACCAGUUCCCUUGAGCAUGAUGAAGUUUUUGUCCCGAAACCCAAAUGCAAACUCGCAUGGUAUUCCAAAUACUUGAACAACCCAGUGGGUCGUGUUGUCACGCUUGUGAUCACACUCACUCUUGGCUGGCCCUUGUACUUGGCCUUCAAUGUAUCAGGGAGACCUUAUGAUCGUUUUGCAUGUCACUACGACCCAUAUGGCCCGAUCUACAACAACCGGGAAAGGCUCCAGAUUUACAUCUCUGAUGUUGGUAUCAUCACUAUAGUUUAUGUUCUCUGUCGCCUUGCUUUCGCAAAGGGGCUGGCUUGGCUUGUUUGUGUUUAUGGGGUUCCGUUACUGAUUGUGAACGGGUUCCUUGUCUUGAUCACAUUCCUGCAGCACACUCAUCCUGCUCUGCCUCAUUAUGACUCAUCGGAAUGGGACUGGCUGAGGGGAGCUCUGUCAACCAUGGAUAGGGAUUAUGGAGUGCUGAACAAGGUGUUCCAUAAUAUCACAGAUACUCAUGUUGCUCACCACCUCUUCUCUACAAUGCCACAUUACCAUGCAAUGGAGGCCACAAAGGCGAUUAAGCCUAUUCUCGGUGAGUAUUACCAGUUUGAUGGUACUGCAUUUUACAAGGCGAUGUGGAGGGAGGCAAGAGAGUGUCUCUACGUGGAAUCAGAUGACGAUACCACCACCAAAGGUGUAUUUUGGUAUAAAAACAAGUAUUGAUUCUGAUGCAAUGAGGAUGAUGAGGUGUGUGUAGUUAGUAGUUAUGCUGCUAUGUUAGGUAGGGAGUCUUAGUAUGUAUGUGUCUUUAUCAUCCAGUUAAACUGCAACCUCUUUUGGCUUUGGUAUGUAAUGAACAGAGUCUUAAUAGUGUAUGAUUGUGACUACGUAUGCGUUUGGACGUUUGAGGAAAUCUCUGUUUCCUUUCUCUCACGUUAGCUAGGGAGUUAGUAUGUAUGUGUCUUUAUCUUCCAGUUAAACUGCAACCUCUUUUGGCUUUGGUAUGUAAUGAACAUGUAGUCUUAAUAGUGUAUGACUGUGAUGCCUUUGGACGUUUGAGGAA